Alternaria atra is the source of this 1260-nucleotide messenger RNA. RefSeq lists its product as uncharacterized. Lineage: Eukaryota; Fungi; Ascomycota; Dothideomycetes; Pleosporales; Pleosporaceae. The record is from RefSeq and is a predicted model, not a curated record. Gene Ontology annotation, cellular component: membrane. The transcript is spliced from 2 exons. Bases 1 to 1260 code for a protein of 419 amino acids.
AUGGCGUCGCGCACACGGCUGGCAGCCAACACGGCUUCCGGACUACUGCGAAGCUCAAGAUCGCUCGCAAUCUCAAGAACAUCACCACUCGCUGCUGCUUUGACAACAUCUUCGGUCCGCAGCUUCUCGCAGCUCAACUCGCAUGCCGCCACAGAUCCGACGAAUGUCUUCUCCUCCCUCGGCAACUCCAAGCCUGGGCUCCCCUCAUAUUUUUCGUCAGGCAAGCGUCUGCCUACAAAUACCGUUAUCCGGUUCGUGCCACAGCAAACAGCAUGGAUUGUAGAGCGCAUGGGAAAGUUCAACCGCAUACUGGAGCCCGGUCUUGCCAUCUUGAUACCCUUUAUUGACAGGAUAGCCUACGUGCGGAGUCUGAAGGAGAAUGCCAUCGAAAUCCCCAGCCAAAGUGCCAUCACAGCGGACAACGUCACACUAGAGCUAGAUGGUGUACUUUACACCAGAGUGUUUGACGCAUACAAGGCCAGUUAUGGUGUAGAAGACGCAGAAUACGCCAUCUCUCAACUGGCGCAAACCACGAUGCGCUCCGAAAUCGGUCAGCUCUCCCUCGACCACGUCCUCAAAGAGCGCGCCAACUUGAACGCCAAUAUAACGGCCGCGAUCAACGAGGCAGCACAAGACUGGGGCGUCACUUGCCUGCGAUACGAGAUCCGCGACAUCCAUGCACCCGAACCCGUCGUCGAAGCGAUGCACCGUCAAGUCACCGCCGAACGUUCAAAGCGAGCUGAGAUUCUGGAGUCAGAAGGUCAGAGGCAAUCUGCUAUCAACAUCGCCGAGGGAAAGAAGCAAUCAGUCAUUUUGGCUUCCGAGGCCUUGAGGGCGGAGCAGAUCAACUUGGCGAACGGAGAGGCCGAAGCCAUCUUGCUGAAGGCUACUGCCACUGCCAACGGAAUUGAUGCAGUUGCGCGAUCCAUCUCUCAGGGCGGGGGCGCAGCGCAGAACGCCAUCUCGCUUUCCGUUGCCGAGAAGUACGUGGACGCAUUUGGCAACCUGGCCAAGGAGGGCACAAGCAUUGUCGUCCCAGGCAAUGUUGGCGAUAUGAGCGGCAUGAUCGCAAGCGCCAUGGCUGUAUACGGCAAUGUAAAUGCUUCUCAAGCAAAGGCGCAAGCGUCGAAGAUGGUGGAAGGUGGAAGCAGCAAGAAGAUCCAAGAGCUCCAGAGCAAGUUGAAUGAUGCGGAGAGUGGAUCUAGCCAGAUGCACAACGAGAUCAACAGGGUCAUGGACGAGAGGCUGAACAAGAGGUAG